GAAAUCUUUCGUCAAUAUAACAAAUGCCCAUUCCUUUAUCUCUUUAAAUAUGGAGUUGAAGGUACGUGCUGUUCGCUUAGUGAGUUAUCGCUAGGCGGUGGUGUGGAAUCCAGAGUCACAGCUGUCCAGAUAAGACUAGGUCGGUGGUCUGUCACAGGGACUAGUGCAACUGAUCGACUCCUUUACAUCGAUAGUUCCUCGGUUUAUUGGAAAUGAGCUGGCUACUAAUUCUAAUAUUAUUGCAAAUGGUUCAAACACUCAACUGCUAUGGGCUAUGUCCCAGAGGUUGGUUUGGUUCCGUCUGCCAGUAUCAAUGUCACUGUCAAGGCAAAUGCUCCAGACAAGGUGACUGUGAUACUGACGCGUGUAGUCAAGGAUGGUUUGGUUACAAGUGUCAAUACCAGGACAUAGUGUCUAAGUUUGAAGUUCUGUACCCCAAGAUUGACAGUGAGCUGUCUAAAUUGUCCAAUGGGGAUGAUACUGACUGCAUCGAAGAUGAAAGAAUCAAUUCAGUCUAUGUCCACUUGAAGGCUACUAUUUACUUUACAUGGAUGAGCAUAACAGUUGGAAAACCUGAUGUACUGGAGAAGUUUCGCGUUUACUUUGAGAACGACGACAAGAGAUUUGGAUGUGAGAAACAACGCUUUAAAACGAUCGACAAUAACACAGUCCGCAUACAGUGUGAAGGGAAUCAACUCGUCAACACAGUUAUCCUUGAAGGUGAAGGGGUGACCUCGCUUUGCUCAGUUCACGUCAGCAGUGGUCGCAACUUCGGCUUAAAACAAAAAGCAACAUUAACAACGAGUCAAGGGGCCAUUGAUGAAAAAGUCUUAGCAGACGGCAAUAGAGAGACCUUUCCUAAGGGCAACUGUACACCUAUCAUGGGAUCUAAUAAUGUGCCGGUAAAAUCAUGGUCUUUAACUCUCAACGUGCCAGUCGUAGCAAGCAGCUUUGAAAUAUUAAACAAAGGCAAUUUCACCACCAAAGGAAGUCUGAGGCUAGUAACCAUCAACGAGAACAGCAGUGUUGUUCUAGAUGAAUCUUACGACACCGAUCUGAAACUCUAUUCCAAUGCUGAUAAAGAGCCCAUAACCGGGCUCAAUAUCACAUACACGAAGACGAACCCAUCGUCGUUGUCGAUCUCUCUUUGUGAAGUCUCCGUGUACGGCGAAUGUGUACCUGGUACAUGGGACAUUGACUGUACGAAGUCAUGUGACAGCCAUUGUCCUGACUCCUGUAAUGAAAUGGACGGAUCUUGUCCACCGGGUUGUCUUGGUUACGUCGACUCACCUGCCUGCACUAAAAAGUGUGACAUUGGUAAAUGGGGAUCAUACUGCAAGAAGGAUUGCCAUGAUAAAUGUGCAUUUAAAGUUUGCCAAGGGGCUGACGGUCUAUGCAGCUCAGGAUGUAUUGGUUACUCGAAUCCCCCAUACUGUACCGAAGUUUGUGAAGAGGGACGCUACGGCCUCAAUUGUAUGUGUCAGGAAGGGAGUAAAACAACGUCUGAGCUUUGCCCACCUGAGAUACCAGGUAAAUCUACUUUCUUUGAUCCGAAACCCACUUCCUGUCGUGAUGUGAACAGCACAGAAGAAAGGGUGGUAGUAAGGUUGGAGUCCGGGUUAAAGGUCAUGUGUGACACGAAGACAGACGGCGGAGGCUGGAUCGUCAUUCAUCGAAGAUUUAACGGCACCGUCCCAUUCUACAACAGCUGGGAUGAAUACCGUAACGGCUUCGGCGACUACGACAUCGGAGAGUUUUACCUGGGCAACGAGAACCUCUUCAAGUUGACGUCGCGAGGACGGUACGAGCUCAGAAUCGACGUGGAAUUCAACGACAAAAAACAUUUCUUCACCUACACGGGAUUUAGAAUAUUGAGCGAGGAGGAGAAGUACGAGUUGAAGAUUGAGAACUUCACCAAAAUCCCCGACCCGCUCAUGUCUCACAAUGACAUGAAGUUUACCACGUUUGACAGUGACAACGACUUGUACCUGGAUGGGAACUGCGCCCUGGCUUACGGGGGGGCGUGGUGGUUCAAUAACUGCCAUUGGGUCAAUCUUAACGGUGAAUGGGGUACCACUGCUUACGGUCGGGGUGUGAACGUUUUUAGCGUAAGUGGUCUGCACUCCAGUGUAACAUUUGCCGAGAUGAAAAUGAGAGAGCUGCCAAGUUAAAGUCAGUCCAUAUUAAGCUGCUGUAACGUCUGAUAGCAAGUCUUUCUUUUUUUUUUUCGGAUUGUACUUUUACCUUCCAUAGCCCACAUAACUACACGUUUUCUUUCUUUCUUAUAGGAAACCUCAGAAUUUGCGCUAUUCUAAUUUAGCUUUAUCAUCAUAUGAACAUUAAAAGAAAUCCAAAGAAGGAAAACAAAAAAUCUAAUAUAUUCUCUAUAAUAUAUUGCAUUUUUUCGUUAAAGUUUAGGUUUCUUUCAUUUCGCAUAAAAGCUGCUAAAUCUUAUCAAAAUAAUUAUAUUGAUUUCAAAAUGAUUUCUUUUCAACAGUUUUACUUGUUCAAUAAAGUAGAAAUAAAGAAUGAUUAUGUCUAACACAAAUACAUUCAUUUACGCAUAUACACAAUUUUUAGAAUUGAAUAUACAAUUCAAUAUUGUACAAAUGUGUUUUUUGUUAGUUUGUUGUUGUUUUUUUGUCACGGUCAUUCAACAAAAUUGUAUUAUUAAUAGUUAAAUAAUUCGCUUUAAUGAAAUCAGGAAAUUAUCGGAAAUCACUUGAUCUUUUUUUUUUUUUCCUUUGGGAGAAGAGGAAGGGGUAAAUAAAAAUUCAAAUGAAAUGUUUUCUUUCGUUACUACUGUAGUAGAUUGAAACAAUACACACUUCACACUUUCAAAAGGUAUAUAAUUUAAGCUCAAAGUUCAAAUGGUCUCACGAUGUUGUGAAACUAAAUGUGAAAUUAUAUUUACAAAACUUCUUUACAAUAGGCCUACAAACUUUUUUUUUAAUAAUAAUAAAUAAUAAUAAAAAUACUUCUCAAUAAAC
Biomphalaria glabrata is the source of this 2990-nucleotide messenger RNA. RefSeq lists its product as uncharacterized. The transcript is spliced from 12 exons. NCBI's taxonomy places the organism in Eukaryota, Metazoa, Mollusca, Gastropoda, Planorbidae. Bases 213 to 2171 code for a protein of 652 amino acids. The record is from RefSeq and is a predicted model, not a curated record.